Molecule: messenger RNA, 2808 nt
Organism: Closterium sp. Naga37s-1
Lineage: Eukaryota; Viridiplantae; Streptophyta; Zygnematophyceae; Desmidiales; Closteriaceae
Source: the annotation of a GenBank genome assembly
AUGGAGGAUGUUGGAGUUGGAGUUGCUGCUGGUGCCGCGGACCCUGGAGCUGGAGCUGGUGCUGGUGCUGGUGCUGCUGGCGCAGGAGCUGCUGGUGGUGCUGCUGGAGGUGCUGCUGGAGCUGGAGCUGCUAGAGGCGCUGCUGGUGCGCUCUCUCCCCAGCGGCUCCGAGAGUGGUACGCUUGGCGCUGCAGUCUCCGGAGUGGAGCUACUGGUGCUUUGGAUCCUGGAGCUGGAGCUGCUGCUGGUGCAGCGGACCCUGGAGCUGGAGCUGCUGCUGGUGCAGGAGCUGCUGGUGGUGCUGCUGGUGGUGCUGCUGGUGCUGGAGCUGCUGGAGGCACUGCUGGUGCUGGAGGUGCUGCUGGUACUGGAGCUGCUGGAGGCGCUGCUGGUGCUGCUGGAGGUGCUGCUGGUGCAGGUGCUGCUGGAGGUGCUGCUGGUACUGGAGCUACUGGAGGUCCUGCUGGUGCUGGAGCUGCUGGAGCCACUGGUUGUGACGGUGCUCGUACUGGAGGUACUGGAGCUGCUGGGACUGGAGCUGCUGCGGGGGUUGGAGCUGGAGGUACUGGAGCUGCUGAGGUUACUGGUGGUGCUGCGGGAGUUGUCGCUGGAGACCCUGGGGCUGAGGGUGCUGGCGCUGUCUCUGCUGGUUCAGGAGGUGCUGAGCGGCCGCAGCCGUACUACGUUCCGCUCCUUCAGCAGGUUCUUGGCCUCCCGCCCUCCACUGGUCCUUCUCCUCCCCUACUGAGUCCACCACCUGUCCAGUCGCAGUCACAGUUACCGCUUGCCUCUCCGCUGCCUGGUCCUUCUCCUUACGCUGGGCCGACUAGAGGUCUUACAGAGCGUCGUGAGCCUGAGUCUCGUCCUGCGUCGCCUGAGUCUCGUCCUGAGUCGCCUGACGUGUCCCUCUACCGUCUCCUCCUGCGUCCUCUCUUCCUGACGUUGCUGACCCGCUGUCAGACCUUGCUCGUGCUGCCAGUCCUACUGUCACGCGUCUUCUCGCUAGUUGCUGAGCUUGUUGACUUUGCUGCCGCCUGUCGUCUAGACUACGCCGCUAGCCUUGUUGCUGAGUCUGAGUCUGUCUGUCCUCCGUCCGUCGGGGGUGAGUGUGCUCUUGGCACGGACGUCCUUGAGGACAGACAGGAGGAGUUUGAGUGGUUUGCCGCUGCUUUACCUCAUCUCGUGUCCAUGCUGAUUGCCCCUGAGGGAGACCCGGAUGCACCAGACAUCCCGACCCCGCGCUCUUACGCAGAGGCGAUAGAGGGUCCCUACUCCUCUCAGUGGCAGACAGCCAUGGACGCAGAGAUGGCUUCCUGGAAGUCCACAGGCACCUACGUCGACAAGGUUCCCCCACCUGGGGCGAACAUCGUCAGUGGCAUGUGGAUUUUCAGGGUGAAGCGGCCGCCGGGUUCUCCGCCUGUCUUCAAGGCGCGUUACGUUGCACGAGGCUUCAGUCAGCGAGAGGGAGUUGACUUCUUCCAGACCUUCUCCCCGACCCCGAAGAUGACCACUCUUCGGGUUCUGCUGCACGUCGCCGCUCAGCGUGACUACGAGCUCCACUCUCUUGACUUCAGCACUGCUUUCCUACAGGGUAGCCUGCACGAGGAGAUCUGGCUGCGCCGCCCACCUGGCUUCACUGGGUCAUUCCCUGCUGGUACCCAGUGGAGCCUCCGGCGGCCAGUCUACGGUCUCCGCCAGGCACCCCGUGAGUGGCACGACACACUGAGGACUACUCUUGCUGCUCUUGGGUUUCCUCCUUCUACUGCUGACCCGUCGCUGUUUCUACGCACCGACACCACUCUGCCGCCGUUCUACGUUCUCAUGUACGUAGACGACUUGGUCUUUGCUACUGCUGACACUGAGGCACUCGCCCACGUGAAGUCGGAGCUGCAGAAGAGACACACGUGCACAGACCUGGGUGAACUGACAAGCUAUCUUGGCUUGCGGAUCACCCGGGACAGAGCACAGCGCACCAUCACCUUGACUCAGUCACACAUGGUGCAGCAGGUCCUUCAGCGCUUCCGCUUCACGUACUCCACGCCUCAGCCCACUCCUCUGCCUACUGGUCACUCGCUCUCAGCUCUGCCUUCGGAUGAGUCCCUAGAGCCAAGUGGCCCGUAUCCAGAGCUUGUGGGCUGCCUCAUGUACCUGAUGACUUGCACUCGACCUGACCUUGCAUACCCUCUUAGCAUCCUAGCACGCUAUGUCGCUCCUGGCCGUCACCGGAAGGAGCACAUGGAUGCCGCUAAGAGGGUGUUGCGCUACUUGUGCAGUACGUCGGGCAUGGGGCUUGUGCUUGGAGGACGGAGCGACGUUGUCCUCACUGGGCACUCAGACGCUUCUUGGGCUGACGACCAGGCUACGCAGCGGUCGUCUCAGGGUUACACCUUCAGCCUUGGCUCUGGUUCAGUUUCUUGGCGUUCUACACGCUCGUCUUCAGUUCUCAGCUCCAGUUGUGAGGCUGAGAUCUACGCCACAGCCAUGGCUGCACAGGAGUUACGCUGGCUCACCUACCUACUGGCUGACCUGGGAGAGCGGCCUCGUUCUCCUCCAGUGCUGUACGUCGACAACAAGGCUGCCAUUGCCUUGUGUCAGGAGCACAGACUGGAGCACAGAACGAAGCACAUUGCUCUGCGCUACUUCCUUGCUCGAGAGCUGCAGCAGCGUGGUCAGCUUCGUCUUGAUUACGUGGCCACUCGGGCCAACACUGCUGAUGUGUUCACCAAGGCGCUUCAGCCUUGUGAUCAUCAGCGUUUCUGUACUGUUCUAGGCCUUGUGCCUACUGUGCCUCACUUGCUUACUUCUUGA